GAGAGGAGAGCUCGCUCCAUUUCUCCUACCCAUCCCUCUCCCUCCCUCUUCCCCCCCACCACACUCAUUCCCUCUUCCUCCCCCGCACGAAAGCGUACGCAUUUCCCGCAUCGACCUCCACAUCAUGGCAGCUGCUGCUGCAUCCACGUCCUCGUCGUCCGCCCUGCGACGGCUCCAAGCGCUGCAGUCGGAGCCGGGCAACGGGGCGUGCGUCGACUGCGGGCAGAGGAACCCGCAGUGGGCCUCCAUCUCUUACGGCGUCUUCCUGUGCCUCGACUGCUCCGGCAAGCACCGCGGCCUCGGGGUGCACCUCAGCUUCGUCCGCUCCGUCACCAUGGACUCCUGGACCGACGCCCAGCUCCGGAGAAUGGAGUGCGGCGGCAACGACCGCCUCAACGCCUUCCUCGCCCGACGCAGGGUCCCCAGGGACGCCGACCCCGCCACCAAGUACAACUCCCGCGCUGCCGCCGCCUACCGCGACUGCAUCCAGGCCCUCGCCGACGGCCGCCCCUCGCAAGACCCGCCCGUCGUCAAGGAGGCCACCUCCGAGCCCAGCGCGAGGAAGCCGCCGCGGAAUCCGUCCGGGUGGGACAGGUGGGACGACGAGGAGGAGGACGGCUGCGACCACCUCGCGGCUAGUUCGAACAUGAGGAGGAAUCAGUCGGUGGGUGACCUUGGGUGCGGGAGCGGGAGCGGGAGCGGAGCAGCGACGUCGCUGCGAUCUCGGUCGACGCAGGAUCUGCCCGCCAUGGCGCAGAAGCCGGCGAACAAGGAGAGGUUCUUCGCGAGGAAGAUGUAUGAGAACAGUACUCGGCCGGAGGGGAUCCCACCUUCACAAGGCGGCAAGUACGUGGGAUUCGGAUCGAGCCCCACUCGGCCAGCACGGAGUGCUUCGCAGGAUGACUUGCUCUCCGUCGUCUCUCGGGGAUUUGGUCGCCUGUCCAUGGCCGCUGCUUCUGCUGCGCAAUCUGCAGCUAGUGUUGUCCAAGCAGGUACAAAGGAGCUGACUUCCAAGGUGAUGGAGGUGAACUAUGAUCAGAAGGUAAAUGAAACAGUGAACACGGUGACAGCAAGAACCAGCGAAAUCGGUCACAGGACAUGGGGGAUCAUGAGAGGCGUAAUGGCAAUGGCAUCGCUGAAGAUGGAGGGAAUGGGGUGGAGCGAGGGUGACGACGGCAGAUACUCCGAAGCGUUUGGGCAGGAGAGCAAGGGUGGAAGCGGUCGGCAAACGCAUCCUUCGGCGAAAGACUCGCGGGGUGAUUGGAAUGAGAGCGAGAUGAAGGAGGAGGAGGAUCACAGGAAGCACACCGACGGCGAAGAUAGCUGGGCGUGGUGGGAUGAAGCCGACGAUGAUGAGCAGGAGAUCAGCCAUCAUCAACCCAAGAGUGCCAAGUGAUCUAUAUGGCCUGGAAGAAGCGAAGUGAACGUGUCCUGUUAGUCUCUGUUGAGGUCACAUCUUUUGUUGCUUUCUCUCUCUGUAUCUGUUGAUGUU
This is a messenger RNA of Musa acuminata AAA Group (dessert banana), 1492 nucleotides long. RefSeq names its product probable ADP-ribosylation factor GTPase-activating protein AGD6. The record is from RefSeq and is a predicted model, not a curated record. The transcript is spliced from 3 exons. Bases 125 to 1396 code for a protein of 423 amino acids. Gene Ontology annotation, biological process: vesicle-mediated transport. NCBI's taxonomy places the organism in Eukaryota, Viridiplantae, Streptophyta, Magnoliopsida, Zingiberales, Musaceae. Gene Ontology annotation, molecular function: GTPase activator activity.